GCUCGGCUCGCCGCCGCGCGCUGCUCGGGGCAUGCAUACACGCACGCGGGCGCGCGCGCGCGCGCGCGCACACACACACAUAAGAGGCGCGCGGAGCCGCGGUCGCGCAGCAGUGUCGCGUAGUGCGGCCAGCUAGUGUGCAGGCAGUGCUCGGUCGGUUCGCCCACUCAGCCAGGCAGCAUCUCUCGCGGCAGCGCGCGUGUGAGUGCGCGUGCACGACGACAGCGAGCAGCAGCGACUCGGGCCCCCUCCCCUCGCCGCCGACGCGCACACGCACCCGUCCGCCAGUGCAGCAGCUCGCGCCGAAGUGCGGAUGGACGGGCCCGAGUGCCGGCUGAUCAGCGACGCCUGCGUGUCUAUGCGCGUGUGCUUCGACUCGUUGUGCUUCUCGUCGCCGCAGCAGCGGCUCGCCGACGAGGACGAGGAGCAGCAGCAGCAGCAGCAGCAGCAGCAGCAGCAGCACGCCCAGGCCAUGCAGCAGCAACUGGUGAUGGCUCAGCAGCAGCAGCAGCAGCAGCAACAGCAGCAGCAAGGCGGGGUUGCCGAGCUGCAGGAGCUGCUGCGGCUCAGGGACGAGCGCAUCGCCGAGCUGGAUGCCCAGCUGCGUCAGCGCGACGCCGAGAUCGUAGAGCUGCGCAGCCACCUCGACAAGUUUCUGAGCGUGCUGCCCUUCAAGUCGCCCCUCGCGCCCACGAAGCUGCGCCCGAGGAAGCAUCGCGCGCAGGGCAUCUCGGCCGAGCCGCCCAGGCAGGAGCUCGCCCCGCUCGUGCAGGUCGACAAGAGCGACAGGUCACGGGAACUGAUAAAAGCUGCUAUUUUGGAUAAUGAUUUCAUGAAGAACUUGGAACUUACGCAAAUUCGAGAAAUCGUCGACUGCAUGUAUCCUGUCACUUUCCCCGCAGGUUCUAUCAUUAUUCGCGAAGGAGAUGUCGGCUCAAUUGUUUUUGUCAUGGAAGAGGGAAAGGUGGAGGUGUCGAGGGACGGCAAAUACUUGAGCACGCUGGCACCCGGUAAAGUGUUGGGCGAGCUGGCGAUACUUUAUAACUGCAAGAGAACUGCCACGAUAACCGCGGCAACUGAUUGCCAGCUAUGGGCCAUCGACCGGCAGUGUUUCCAAACCAUCAUGAUGAGAACUGGCCUAACGAGACAGGCCGAGUACACCGAUUUCCUCAAGAGCGUUCCAAUUUUCAAAGAUUUACCCGAGGAGACUCUAAUAAAAAUUUCGGACGUAUUGGAAGAGACUUUCUACAACAAUGGCGACUAUAUUGUCAGGCAAGGCGCGAGAGGAGAUACAUUCUUCAUCAUUAGCCGAGGCCAGGUGAAAGUGACCAUCAAGCAACCCGACACUACGGACGAAAAGUACAUAAGGACCUUGAACAAGGGCGACUUUUUCGGCGAGAAGGCUCUUCAAGGCGACGACCUGAGGACGGCAAAUAUCAUAGCGGACGAUCCGGACGGAGUGAGCUGUUUGGUGAUCGAUCGCGAAACUUUCAACCAGCUGAUAUCCUCGCUGGACGAGAUCCGAAUGCGCUACAAGGAUGAACUAAUAGAACGCAGAAGGUUGAACGAGGAGUUCCGAGAGCUGCGUCUGCAAGAUCUGCGCUCGCUGGCGACGCUGGGCGUGGGUGGGUUCGGGCGCGUCGAGCUCGUGCAGAUAGCCGGCGACAACAGCCGCUCGUUUGCCCUCAAACAAAUGAAGAAGGCCCAGAUCGUGGAGACCCGGCAGCAGCAGCACAUCAUGUCCGAGAAGCGGAUAAUGGGCGAGGCCGACUGCGAUUUCAUCGUCAAGCUGUUCAAGACCUUCAAGGAUCGCAAGUACCUCUACAUGCUGAUGGAGGCGUGCUUGGGCGGCGAGCUGUGGACUGUGCUGCGCGACAAGGCAUAUUUCGACGACUCGACCACUAGAUUUUACACGGCUUGCGUCGUCGAAGCCUUCGACUACUUGCACUCGAGGAACAUCAUCUACAGGGAUCUCAAGCCCGAGAAUUUACUGCUGGAUAGUCAAGGGUACGUGAAGCUGGUGGACUUUGGUUUUGCCAAGAGACUGGAUAACGGAAGGAAGACGUGGACGUUCUGCGGCACUCCGGAGUACGUAGCGCCGGAAGUGAUUCUCAAUAGAGGUCACGACAUAAGUGCCGACUACUGGUCGUUGGGCGUGCUAAUGUUCGAGCUGCUCACUGGAACGCCACCGUUCACCGGGGCUGAUCCGAUGAAAACGUACAAUAUCAUCCUCAAAGGAAUCGAUGCGAUCGAGUUCCCUCGGAUAAUAACGCGCAACGCCACCGUUCUCAUCAAGAAACUCUGCAGGGACAACCCUGCCGAGCGUUUGGGUUACCAAAAAGGAGGAAUCAGCGAGAUUCAAAAGCACAAAUGGUUCGAUGGCUUCAAUUGGGAAGGCUUGAGGUCGAGGACUUUGAAGCCGCCAAUAAUGCCAAAAGUAGUGAGUCCUAUGGAUACGACAAACUUUGAUGAAUAUCCUCCGGAUGCAGAUCCACCACCACCAGAUGACAUAUCCGGAUGGGACAAUGACUUUUAACAAGAGCGGGUGCUGACGGCAGGAAGAAAACAAACAACAGCCUCACGGCUCUCUAAAAACCAUAUUUUUUUAUAUUCGUCUCCAGCGCAUCCGCGGGACGGACAAAGAAUAUUUUUGUAAUUGACGACUGUUGGCCUCUGGAAUAAGGUUCGGCAGUUUUUGCUAGACUCGCGCGUUAUUGAUACGUCUUGAAACAUCGAACCAAAACCUCCUCAUUUUUGAUACGUGGUUUAUGUUCAAGAGAUCUCUUAAUGAGGAUUUUUGGGACCAUGUUGUUGUUCGCUAUCGUUGGUUAUUUCUAGGAACAAAUUAUUCAAUUUUACACUAAACACGUUCACGCUGCGCAUGAUGCUGAUGCGCGUUUCAGUCUUUUUAUAGGAUACGAUCUGUAUGCCUAUAUCUAUGCGACAGGCUGUUCAUUGCUGUGGAAUAUUACAAAAAGUCUGUAUCUCACUGAAAAGUUAUAAAACAUUGUUGAUAAUUUGUUGUUUUGGAAAGAAAAUUUACAUCGAUAGAUCAAUGUCUACAAGACCUUCUUUGUACAUUCGUACUUUUAAUUCUGCGCGUUAUUGUUCAAGUCAUGUUGUAAGAGUGGUAGUCCUGAUGUUAGUGUCUGAACGGAAAAAAAAACAAUUGAUUUUUAAUAAUAUUGCGAGACGUAUGCCAGUGUGCAAAGUGCCAUUACUGUACACACGUUUUGUAAAUCAAAGAUGCAAUUUGACGCGCGUACACGUAAGAUAGAAACGGCUUUAAAACACAAUUCUCUUGCCAUUCGUGUUGCAAUUCACUAUAAACUUGUCAAAAUACGAUCAUGAUUGAGCAAUUUUGCUCCGUACAUAGAUCGUUUCAUUUAAUAUUGUUGUUUGAUUCGUUUUAUAGUUUAUUACGAUAAUUCUAUUUUAAAUCUUUUACAAAAUUACGAAUCAUGUAAAUAAUUUUUAAAAUUAUGCAAAAAUAAGACAUCUAAUAAAUAUCAUUAUUGAAAUAAAUUU
Molecule: messenger RNA, 3528 nt
Organism: Phymastichus coffea
Lineage: Eukaryota; Metazoa; Arthropoda; Insecta; Hymenoptera; Eulophidae
Gene: for
Product: cGMP-dependent protein kinase, isozyme 2 forms cD4/T1/T3A/T3B
Exons: 10
Coding region: 314-2536 (740 amino acids)
Biological process (GO): protein phosphorylation
Molecular function (GO): ATP binding; cGMP-dependent protein kinase activity
Source: RefSeq, a predicted model, not a curated record